CACACACGCACACACACACACACACUCGGGGGGGAUUUUUACAGAAGUGUUUGAUCAGGAGACACCGGCACCGCGCGCAUGAAGAAGAACAGGAGCUUCUGCCCCGGGGGUGCGGGCAUGUCCGCGCUGCUCGCGCUCAUCCUCAUCCCGCUGCACACACACGCGAACUCUGUGUUGGGGAACAUGACCGAGUCAGCAAGCCCUCCAAACACAACCUCCGUGUCUGUGGAAAGUGACGGGCCAAAGCUGGAUGACGAGCUGUCCAAACCAGUCAGCAACAUGUUCCUCAUCCUGCGAUCUGGACGCAAGCCCAGGGAUGGAGGAGAGCUCGGAAGCGGACUUCAGGAAGACGACCAUCCUCCGACUUCUACUCUGUCCUUUAAACAGGUGACGACUGAGGACGUAAACAUCAGCCUUGAUUCCGCCGAGAAGGACCAUCUCCUGCCUGAAGUGACGAUAAAGGAACCUUUUCCAAGCGCAUCCUCUAAGAGUCCCUCGCAUGACACUGAGGAGAAAAUGGAGUCUGCGGUGUUGGAUUUGGACCUAAAUCAAGAUUCGGACCCGGACCCACAGGAGCCUCCGACUACACUGACCCCAUUUCCUUCUGAUUCACCAGUCCAUACAGACCUCCCUGUGGUGGAUUUCUUUGAUACCAGAUCCCGUGUCAAUGAGCUCGCCACUCCUUCUCCUACCGCGCAUGAGCUUAAGGGUCGCGAACCUACCGCUUGGGCGAUGACCAACAAUUACGAUGACCUCUCUCCGUAUGACCAAACAGUUGCUCCUACAUCAGAAGAGGAAGAAGACACCACCAAACCUGAUAAGAACUUUGAUGAGCUGAGCACCACGCCUCCACCACCUCCACCGAGGAACUUCCACCCUCACGUCCCAAAACCUUUUAUUCCUGCUCGUGAGAAAGAACCACCUAUUAACCAUAACAAAUUGGGCAAGAGCAGCAGUGCCGAUUGUCGUGUAGGCUCCGUGCUCGUUAACGGGACCUGCAAGUCUAAGUGUGAUAUGAUGCCAAAUUAUUGUUUAAACGGGGGCCAGUGCUUUGUGCUAGAUGGAACUGGAGUCUUCUGCAGGUGUAACAUUCAGGACUACGUGUGGCACAAAGGCGCACGCUGCGAGUCCGUCAUCACCGAGUUCCAGGUCAUGUGCAUCGCCAUCGGGGCCUCAGCGCUCACCGUGCUCCUGCUCUUCAUGAUCAUCGUCUGCUUCGCCAAGAAACUGCACGUGCUCAAGACCGAGAACAACAAACUACGCAAGCGCAGCAGCAGUAAGUACCGUCCAUCGUCGGAGCAGCACAAUGAUAAUUUCUCUCUGUCCACCAUCGCUGAGGGCUCCAACCCAAACGUAAGGAAACUGUGCGACUCUCCUCCUCAUGCUCGUGCUUUGGCUUACUAUGAUAACAUUAUCUGUCAGAAAACGAUGAGCAGAUACACCUGGGAGUGUAAGACCAAAGAGGAGCCGAGCUGUGAGGACGAUCCUAACUCCCAGAAUAAGCUGGAGGACGCGGUGAAGUCUCCUCCCCCCAAAGAGGACGAGUCUCUGAACAUCCAGAACUCACUCACUCCAAAACACGAGAACCACAAGGUUCUGGGUGAGGAGAACUCCUCGGAGGUGAACUCGCUCCAGAACAACAUGAUGUAGAGGGAAAAGCGACGGCAAACCACACAGAUCCACCUCCACCUUCGCAACCACAACGUCUAUAAUCCCGCCCACUCACUCUGACACCCAAUGAAAGUUCACCUCUAGUCCCGCCCCUUUUCUUAGCCUGUUUGCCCACUUUUGCCUUGACCUUCACACGCACACACACAUACACACACACACACACACACACAACAGUGAUAGGCAAUAUGAUUCAAUUGACUGAUUCGAUUUUUUGAAUGGCUUGUUUGAGUGAAUCAAACUCACGAUUCAUUUGAUUGAUUUUGGCUGUUCAGUGACGCAUCAGGACGACGAUCCUACACGUGACGUGCGACAACAAACAGGAAGACAAAAUAAAUCACAAACAAUAAAAUACAGGUUCAUUAUUUAUAGAUACAUUCUCUUGGAGAAGAAUCAUAAGAAUCGAUUUUGAUUCAUGAAGUAGCCACGAUUCACUGCCUUUGAUUUGUGAGUGAGAAAUGAAGGACUGUGAGCUGUGAGAAUAAAAACAAACAUCUCAAACAUGUUUAAGUGAAAAGUUGGUUCGAGAUAAACACGGCUCAGACAGCUCACUAGUCUCCUGCUCCUGGUGCUUGUGAAUUGAUUCAUCUGAUUCACUUAAAAGAGUCAUUAGGCCAAAACAAAUCAUUUAUAAAGUUUAAAGAGAUGUUCAAAAGAACUGAAUCAUUCAUUAAUCGCCAAUCACUUCACACACACACACACACACACACACACACACACACCCUGAUUUCUGGCAUGCGUCGGUGUAUUUUGUAUAAAGAAUAAACUAAGAUUAACCGUGUAUGAGUUUUAAAGUGUAAAGUGUUGUGCUAGAGAGAUGACUCGCUCGGUGUUCAGUGUCUGACUAAUUCAGUGUGUGUGUGUGUGUGUGUGUGUGUGUGUGUGUUUAAAUAGAAGAUUUAUAGCAGUUCAGUACUGCUCCGAUUGAUGUAAAGAUCAAAGCGCAGUGUGUGUCUCUGUUUCUUUGAUGUGAUUUCUAAUCCUUUGAUGUACUUGUUUUUAUUUUGUACUUUUUUGGAAACAGAAAUAAAAAACACACACUUGUUGAAAUAAAAUCUUUUUAACAUGAACAA
This is a messenger RNA of Clarias gariepinus (North African catfish), 2741 nucleotides long. It is a transcript of the gene cspg5a, whose product is annotated as chondroitin sulfate proteoglycan 5a. Lineage: Eukaryota; Metazoa; Chordata; Actinopteri; Siluriformes; Clariidae. The transcript is spliced from 6 exons. The record is from RefSeq and is a predicted model, not a curated record. The coding region runs from base 79 to 1650 and encodes 523 amino acids. Gene Ontology annotation, biological process: nervous system development.